CGCCGCCGCCUGUCCCUCAACAAGCUCCUCCGCCGAUGAAGUCUUCUCCUCCGCCUUUCGUCCCCGCGCAAGUCCCCGUCCUGGAGCACCCGCUGCCGGGGAACAUGUUCGACACCAUGACGCAUUUCACCCAACCCAUCAUGCAUCUUCCUCAACCGGAGAUGCCGCCCCAUCUCCCCCAACCGCCCGAGCACAGCACUCCUCCCCACCUCAACCAGCAUGCCGUGGUGUCUCCUCCAGGUCACUUGAGGGAAGCCCCUUCCCCUCUCAUGAUGCAUUCCCCACAGAUGCCGCAGUUCCAGGGUUUGGUCCACCAGUCGCCACCUCAACAAACUAUCCAGCCAAAAAAACAGGAGAUGAGAGCCGCCUCCGUCGUCCAAUCUCAACCCAUGGUGGUGAAGGACGAGAAGAUGCAUUCGCCUGUCAUCCGUAACGAGACCUUCAGUCCCCCCUUGCGGCAAGAUCCGCCGAAGCACCCGGAGAGCAUCAAACCACCCGCGCACAUCCCGCAACGGACGGAGAUGAAACCCAUGGAGGGGGGACGACCCGUCAUCAGACCCCCAGAGCAAAACCCCCCGCCUCCGGGAGUUCAGGAGAAAGAUCGGCAGAAACAGGAACCGAAAACACCCGUCGCCCCAAAAAAGGACCUGAAAAUCAAGAACAUGGGUUCCUGGGCGAGCUUGGUCCAGAAGCAUCCCACCACUCCGUCCUCCACGGCGAAGUCCUCCAGCGACAGCUUCGAGCAGUUCAAGAGGGCGGCGCGGGAGAAGGAGGAGCGGGAGAAGGCGCUGAAGGCUCAGGCAGAGCAGGUGGAGAGGGAGAAGGAGCGGCUGAGGCGGGAGCAGGAGAGGAUGAGGUGAGACCAACACCAGCACCACCACCAACCACCAGCACC
Egretta garzetta (little egret) is the source of this 895-nucleotide messenger RNA. Its product is annotated as bromodomain-containing protein 4-like. Lineage: Eukaryota; Metazoa; Chordata; Aves; Pelecaniformes; Ardeidae. Bases 36 to 860 code for a protein of 274 amino acids. The transcript is spliced from 5 exons. The record is from RefSeq and is a predicted model, not a curated record.